Messenger RNA from Rhineura floridana, 2539 nucleotides. Its product is annotated as beta-1,3-galactosyltransferase 2-like. Gene Ontology annotation, cellular component: membrane. Gene Ontology annotation, molecular function: N-acetyl-beta-D-glucosaminide beta-(1,3)-galactosyltransferase activity. The transcript is spliced from 2 exons. The record is from RefSeq and is a predicted model, not a curated record. The coding region runs from base 339 to 1448 and encodes 369 amino acids. Lineage: Eukaryota; Metazoa; Chordata; Lepidosauria; Squamata; Rhineuridae.
UUCACAUGGGUCAUAAAUGGCCACCAUAUAGCCUCAUGGUCCUCUGGUUCAGCAUCCCCUCAGAGCAUUUUCAAGUGGAGUAGGUUUUUCAGCAAUAGCAAUAUACAAACACUUUUUAAACCACCUGUACAAUGCAACCGAUGCAGCAUCCUUCCAGCUCUGCAUGAUGGUCAAGUGGGCAGCCACCCAAAGGUAUGUGAUGAGAGGCUUCAGCAGGAGGUCAGCACUGGCCCUAAAGAAUACUGAAAGUAAGCUCAACUUUGGAUCAGGUUGUCUUUGGAAACGGGACAGAGUAGGCCAGAUCUCUCUCACACAAACUCUGAAAGCAUUAAAAUCCCAUGAAGAUGAUCUUCAGGACUCAGCUGCAGGAUUUGCCUACUGUGGUGCUCUUCAUCCUCUGUUCUACUCUUCUUUUCCUGCUGGUUGCUAGGACUGAAAGGGAGUUACCUGAGAUGAUUUCCUUGCCCAUUAAGCUCCAGGGCAGCCCAGAUUAUGCAAGGGAUCUUGAGAGUGUCACAGGCUUUGAAUGGGAAACUGAACUUGACAGGACAAAGGAGGCAAAGCCGUUUGGUCUGCAGUCCCUAGAGCCUCCAGCGGCUACACGGCAUCCCUUGGAGAUUAUCUAUCCCAAUGAUUAUAGAUUCCGCCUCAAUGAGCCAAAUAAAUGUAUGGAGAGGAAGCCUUUCUUGGUCUUGUUGGUGAUUACUGAGCCCCAACAUGUUUCCAGAAGGAAAGCCAUCCGGCAGACCUGGGGCCAUGAGAGGUCAGUGCCUGGGGUCUCCAUCCUAUGCCUCUUUCUGACCGGUGUCCACCCACGGUUUGGGUCCCCACUCCAGCACCUUUUGGAAGAGGAGAGUUCCAUCUAUAGAGACAUUAUUCAGCAGGAUUUCUUGGAUACUUACAACAACCUUACCUUGAAGACUCUGAUGGGCAUGGAGUGGAUAAGCAAAUUCUGUCCCAAUGCCACCUACGUGAUGAAGGUAGAUAGUGACAUCUUUCUCAAUGUGGACUACAUGGUAUCAAAGCUACUGCAGCCCCACCUACCCCCCAAGAAGGACUACAUGACAGGGUACAUCUACAGGAACACAAAGCCACUGCGUAACAAGGCCUACAAGUGGUAUGUGCCACAGGAGGUGUAUCCCAAUGACACCUACCCAGCCUACUGUGGAGGCCCUGGGUAUGUGCUCUCUGGGGAUCUGGCCAAGAAGAUCUACCAGGUGGCAAAAAACAUCAAGGUCAUCAACAUGGAAGAUUCCUUCAUGGGAAUCUGUCUGCAUGAACUCGGAAUUAGUGUGACAGACAGCCCCUGGGGUCUCUUCAACAUGUACAAAAUCAGCUAUGAGAAGUGCCAGUUCUCUAAGCUAGUGGUUGUGCAUCAUUAUGGGCCGGAUGAGUUGCUGCAGAUUUGGCCUGACUUUCAGGAUCAGAACAAAACUUGUGACAAUUAAAACUGAGGGAGAUGAGCUGAUAUGUAGUGUCUUGCAGAGAAGCUGGUAUUGAUGACUGACAACAUGCAGGCAUUGGGCAUGUAUGCUGGAAAACAGGAAGGUUCUGUGGUUAUCACAAUGUUGCAUGAUUUCUCAGGUGAUCCUCCCAUAUUUUUGCCCUCAAAAGUAAGUUUCUUCCACAUUAUCUGCACAUUAUACACUAGUUUGCUACCAUUCACACUGCUAUCCUUCCCAUAAAAUCUCUGCAACUGCCCUUAGCAACUUGUUUGGCAUGCUCUGACCUGGUUUGUAAUCCUUGUAGAUCUCAGUACAAAUGUGCCAAACUAACAACAUCAGCAUUUUGAGACCACCACCGCCUCUUCUCCUACCAGAACAUAGCAAACCUCUUGCCAUGCAGGUGUGGCACUGGGGCAGUGCAAAGAGUUCAUCCAUUCCAAUAUAUGCAAAUACAGCCUGAAAAAUGGAAACUGCCUUCAAGUUGAUCCUGACUUAUGGCGACCUUAUGACUAGGGUUUUCAUGGUAAUUGGUAUUCAGAGGGGGUUUACCAUUGCCUCUGUCUGAGGCUGAGAGGCAGUGACGGGCCCAAGGUCACCCAGUGAGCUUCAUGACUAUGUCAGGAUUGGAACCCUGGUCUCCCAGGUCGUAGUCUAACACCUUAACCACUACACCACACUGGCUCUCAUACAGCCUGGUCAUCUUUAAAGUUAUUUUAAAAAGAUUACUAAAAGGAUGAAGAUGCAAGAUGCAGUCCCAAUGGCAAGCCUUUGCUUCUUUGGGUUAUUACCAGCCAUUGCAAAGGGCUUUGUUACCAUCUUCUUUUCUUUUUGAAGGAUGAGAGAAGGCUGAAAUGGAGGAACCAUGAAAAAGCUUUCAAAAAAAAGUCACCACAGUAUCACAAUCCAAGUCCCAAAUGUUGACACGCUCCACUUCUAUGAAAAUCUGGUCCAUUGGAACUUACCCAUUUCUGUCUUUUCACAAUGACCAAAUCCAGGAUAUUUUAAGCAUUACAAUCUCUUUAACAGUCCAAAGGGGGAUUCAUGGAAGCUAUGCAAGCAAAAAGCAACUGUGAUACUCAAGUGCACAGACCAGG